This is a messenger RNA of Myotis daubentonii (Daubenton's bat), 1089 nucleotides long. It is a transcript of the gene C17H8orf33, whose product is annotated as chromosome 17 C8orf33 homolog. NCBI's taxonomy places the organism in Eukaryota, Metazoa, Chordata, Mammalia, Chiroptera, Vespertilionidae. The record is from RefSeq and is a predicted model, not a curated record.
GGAGGAAGAGGAGGAGCGGAUCACGCCGCGGACUGUAGCUACGUAGGUGCCGGCGGCAGCGACUGCAGCGCAUGGCGACCCUGGGACAUCCUGCUCGGGAGACACCGGCGGCCCCCGCCCCAGGACUCCCCGUGUGCAGUGACGACACCUCCAGGGCGCCUCCCGUCGGCGGUGAAGGCGGAGCGGCUUCUAGGAAGCCAAAGAAGAAAAGCCGGAAUGAGGCCUCUGUGUCGAGUGGAGCCGGGAAGGCCUGCGAGAAGCCGGCCCCAGAGGAAUCCCUCCCAAGCCCGGAGGCCCAGGCGGAGCAGCUGGCUCGGGAACUGGCCUGGUGCGUGGAGCAGCUGGAACGGGGCCUCAAGAUGCAGAGACCCAGCCCGAAACAGAAAGAGCAGGCUAUCGGGGCGAUCCGAACCCUGCGCAGCGAAAGAACCCCUCUGCCCCGCAAGAGGCAGCUGAUGCGCUCCUUGUUUGGGGAUUACAGGGCCCAGAUGGACGCCGAGUGGCGCGAAGCCCUGCGGGCUCUCAAGACUGCAGCCCAAUCCGCCCGUGUGCAGCCUGUAGGUGAGGCCGCCAGAAAGAAGAGCCGAAGGGUCUGCAGGCCCCGCCUCGAAAGGGGAGCCAAGGCCACCCUGGACGUUCCAGAGGAAGAGUUUAGGUUCAAUUUCUUUUAGCCUCUCCUCCCAUCCUGCAGCUGCCCCCUCCCCAGGGUGUAGGGCUUGCCUGGAGCUCACUCAGUUGGAGGGAUGUGGGGCUGGUCUGUAACCUGGUGCCUGGCUGCUGGUCAGAUGUGAGGCCAGCAUAUUGAAUCCUGUCUGACAAGCACAAGGCCCCGUUUGUAGGUUUUCAGAUGAAUGGUCCCUGCUGCUAGAAGAGGGAGGUCUACCUAAAAAGGCUUCUGCAGUAAACUGGUGUCAGCAUGUUGCAGGAACAUCUUGCUCAGUUUUCAGGGUUAGAUUAUGUGGCUGAGGGUGAGAGGGAAGCUGCAUAAUUGCACAUUGGUGCUCACUUCGGAAAGGCAUGCUGUUACACUGGAUGGUGCUUAGGUAAAGAAAAAGAUAGUAAAAAUAAAAACAAAACAAUAAAAAUGGA